AUGAAGCACUCCACCACCACCAUGAUCUCAGCCACACUCCUUUCACUUCUCCUCCUCUUCCUCACCGCCCAUCUCGCCAGCGCCCAAGCCAACAUCCAAGACACAUGCAAAUCAGCAGCGGCAGCCAACCCAGUCAUCAACUAUGACUUCUGCGUCUCCACCUUCCUACGCAACCCAAAGAGCGGCUCCGUCGACACCCGCGGCCUUGCCAGCAUCGCCGCCCUCACCUCCGUCAACCAAGCCUACAACGUCAAGGACAACAUCAACAACCUUCUCGGCAACUCACCGGACCCGCCGACCAAGUCCGGUUUGGACCAGUGCAUGAGUUUGUACACGUCCAUGCUGAACACGUUGGCUCAGGCUGUGGACGCCAUUAAUGGUAUGCAAGAUGAUAAUGCAAAAGGGUUGUUGAAUACGGCGAUAGGGGCGGCCCAGAACUGCGAGGCGGCGUUUGGCCAGGCCGGAACGGCGUCGCCGUUGACACAAGGGAAUAAUGACUCCGUUGAGCUUUCUUCCAUGGCUCUUGCCAUCCUUGACCUCGCUAAUUAG
Dioscorea cayenensis subsp. rotundata (Guinea yam) is the source of this 549-nucleotide messenger RNA. RefSeq names its product putative invertase inhibitor. The transcript has a single exon. Gene Ontology annotation, molecular function: enzyme inhibitor activity. Lineage: Eukaryota; Viridiplantae; Streptophyta; Magnoliopsida; Dioscoreales; Dioscoreaceae. The coding region runs from base 1 to 549 and encodes 182 amino acids. The record is from RefSeq and is a predicted model, not a curated record.